This is a messenger RNA of Gossypium arboreum, 348 nucleotides long. RefSeq lists its product as uncharacterized. NCBI's taxonomy places the organism in Eukaryota, Viridiplantae, Streptophyta, Magnoliopsida, Malvales, Malvaceae. The record is from RefSeq and is a predicted model, not a curated record. Gene Ontology annotation, molecular function: nucleic acid binding. Gene Ontology annotation, biological process: DNA integration. The transcript has 2 exons. Bases 1 to 348 code for a protein of 115 amino acids.
AUGUCUAAGUGGGUUGAGGCAGAGGCAUAUCCGACAAAUGAUACUAAGGUUGUGAUAAGGUUUUUGCAGAAACAUGUGUUCACAAGGUUUGGAACCCCAAGAGCCGUCAUCAGUGAUGAAGGGUCUCAUUUUGUAAACAAGUGGAUGAAAUGGUUAUUAGAUAAAAAUGGAGUAAAACACAAGGUCGCUACAGCUUACGAUCUGCAGACCAAUGGGCAGGCUGAAUUGGCAAACAAGGAGACCAAAGGCAUACCUGAGAAGGUUGGUCUUUGGGAAAGUCUGUCAUCUGUCUUUGGAGUUAGAGCACAAAAGUUACUGGGCUCUUCGACAACUCAACUUGGAUCUUAA